Molecule: messenger RNA, 4464 nt
Organism: Athalia rosae (coleseed sawfly)
Lineage: Eukaryota; Metazoa; Arthropoda; Insecta; Hymenoptera; Athaliidae
Gene: Oamb
Product: octopamine receptor Oamb-like
Exons: 12
Coding region: 2612-4252 (546 amino acids)
Biological process (GO): adenylate cyclase-activating adrenergic receptor signaling pathway
Cellular component (GO): membrane
Molecular function (GO): G protein-coupled amine receptor activity
Source: RefSeq, a predicted model, not a curated record
ACGCUUUGUCUACGUGACGCUUACGGUCUCGUCGGCCGGCAGUCGGAAUUUUACCUCGCUACUCGCCACAUCUCACUCGGGCGUUAUUGCGACGUUAAAUAAAAUCGACGAUUACUCGAUGCCCAGGAGAUAUCCGGAUUCGAAAAAUCAGAACGACUGCAAUGAGAGGAUCAAGUCGCAGGAGAACAAGAUCGUCAUUUUCGUGGGAAACGGACGAAGAACAUGGAAGCUGAGGUAGAAAUUGGGUAAGAUCGAAAACUAUGUGUAUCCCCUUAGCUAUGUAAAUUUCGGUUGGAACGGAUGCGGUUACAUCGUGACUUUCCCACGGGAUCUCUGCGGGACGAAAAGGAGCGUCGGAAGAUUCGUCGAUGGGAUUUUCGACGCCAUGGAAAAACACGGGAGGGUGAGACAACGAUUUAAUUACUAUACUUUCUCUGCAAUUUGUGUAUCUCGGAAGAUAGCUCCUCUCGCCGCGAUGAUUCCUAUGGAUCUUCGUCCCCCCUCCACCUUCGACGCCCGCUUUCACGCGGGAUUUCAACUUCGCGAACUCGACGGCGCAUCCCAUCGGGGGACAACCAGGAGAAUACCGAAGCGAAGAAUUCCAGAUUCCGGCGAUCCAAAAAACCAACAUCACUCCCAAUCGGAUGCGGAUCGGGAUAAUUUUUUGGUAACGUGGAACCUCGCGGAGGCGGCGCACGAGAGAGAGAGGGAGAGAGUGUAGCUUCGUUUAUUUGGAUCAAGAAUAUCCGUUUCGAGCUUUCGAGGCUCUUACUUAUACACAGAUAUUAUCGUGAAAGAAUAUCCUUUGACACGAUGGGGAUGAAAUUAAUUUGACCGGAAACGUAGAUUUGUCGAAGUUUUGAAAUUGAGGAAGAAAAAAAAGAAGAGGAAAUUAACUGACAAACGAAAACAAUAAUGCGGUUUGCAAAUUUCGACAGAAUUUCCUAAAACGAUCAAUUAACAAAUGUGCAUAAUUAUAGAAUAAUCGAAAGAAGAGACAAGUAAAAAAUUUUCUAAAAAUGAAACCCAAACGAAUUAAAAAAGAUUUAUGCUUCAGACUGCUGAGAUACAGACAAUGUUUGAAAUACCGAAAAAUUAUUUAGCUUCGGAUAACAAUCGACAUCAUCGAGGAUAAUUAUCAUUGUUACGACGACGAUGUCAUGCCCGACCACUGACUAAAACCAAAAAUAAAAAAAAUGACAAAAAAUUCCACACUGAAAUAUCAAACGAGAAGAGAAGAAAAUAAUUGAAUUAAAAUAAAUAAACAAAUUUUUUAAUAAUAAUCGUUAUUGAAAUUUGAUCAAUAUAUAUCGAAGAUAAUUAAACUUGUGAAAAUGUGAUCGCAUAAAUUAUUUAUCAUAUAUAUGUAGUUAUAAAUUAAUAAUUCUUUUAAUUUUUCGGGCUGUGAUUCCUUAACGUAUAUCUAUACAUAUAUUAUAUACAUAUAUAUUUGUGUGUGUGUGUGUGUGUGUUUAUACAUACAUAUUAUUAUACAUAUUGAAAUUAAUUAUUUGAUUCAACAACCGUAGAUAAAAAAAAAAAAAUGAAAAUUCUCUAAACAACAGAAGGAAAACUAAAGACAGAGAAACGGAAAAAUCGAACAGAUCGCAGUGAGUGGUGAUACGAAGUGUUGUUAUAAUUAUCCCGCAAUAAAUGAAUUAAUUAAAUAUGUAUACGCAGAUAUAAAUGUGUGAAGGCUGAUCACAAGGCAAUAAAUGUAUAAUAUGUCUAUGUAUAGAUACUUUACACACAUAUAAAUACGUUGAUAAUUUUGAAUUGAAAUGGUUCGUUAGCUCCUGCACAUUCGGAUAAUAACAAGCUGUAUAAUAUCGAUCGACCUCAGCGUAAAAUCAUUAUACAAAUUAUCGUCAUAAUUAGAUAGUAAUUAUAUGAUCUUAGUAUAUAAAUACGUUCAAAGGUAUAUCCAAUCGAUAAUAUUGUAAAUACAUUACACCAUCCGCUCGGGCGUUGAUUCAAUUCGGUGUUCCCAUUAAUAAUUUUGUGUGAUCGUUACAAUAUUAAAUCGUCAGUUUAAGUCUAUGAGGAAGAAAAAAUUAAUUAAAAAAAAAAAAGCAAAAUAACACGAUAAAUCACAAUCCAAUUUAACGAUACCACUACCAAUGAGAAAAGUCAGAUACAAGAAAUACAAGGGCUGCAGUAUGUAGAAGAAAAAGAAAAACGAAAAGUAUUUUGAAAAUGUUAAUAAAAGUGAUCGAAUUCGAAAUAAAAAAAUUAUCAGUAAUAAAAUUUCGAUGACGAAUGAAACAAAUGACGAGGUACGUACCUACGCUAUGUACGUUUGCAUACAUAAUUUACGUGCAUACAUAAAUUUUUAUCCUCGUGAUAACUCAAAAAUGCGAGUGUAAAGAUUUAAAUAUAUAUGUACGUUGGUACAUACCUGUAAUACAGAAGGAGAAAAAGUUUGAAAAGAAAAAGGAAGAAAAAAAAGAAGUAAAGCUGGAUGAAACAAAGAAAAUACAAAGAAUAAAGAGAAAAGAAAAAAACCCUCCUGGAGAAAAAAGUAUUUAAAGAAAAAGUAAAAAACGAACAAAAAAACAGCAAAAAGAAAAAAAAAAAAAAAAAAAAAUGGAGGAUCGGAAGUGAGGCUAAGAUGCGAGAGCUCAACGAGUCUGCCUGUGCAGCGCUAUACGAGGGCGUCGAGUGGGAUGGGGCUGGUAACGUCGCAAUGCUCGUCGUCCUCGCCGUAGUAAACGUAAUGGUAGUCCUGGGUAACGUUUUGGUCAUUUUGGCAGUUUACUACACGUCUAAAUUGAGAAACGUGACCAAUAUGUUCAUCGUUAGUCUUGCCGUAGCAGAUUUAAUGGUCGGAGUUGCGGUCCUACCGUUCAGCGCUACUUGGGAAGUAUUCAAGGUCUGGUUCUACGGUGACAUUUGGUGUUCCGUAUGGCUGGCCGUCGACGUUUGGAUGUGUACGGCAUCGAUUCUGAACUUGUGCGCCAUCAGUUUGGACAGAUACUUAGCCGUUACAAGACCGGUCAGCUAUCCACAGAUUAUGUCACCGAAGAGAGCUCGACUUCUUGUGGCAGCUGUCUGGGUCCUGAGCUUCGUGAUAUGCUUUCCUCCUCUGGUGGGCUGGAAGGAUAAAGAGGUUUACGUCCCGCACAACACUACUUUAUUGCAACAAGGACCUUUUAACACGACGACUAUUUUCAUACCCGUCGCUCCGUGCCCGUGGAAUUGCGAACUGACCAACGACGCUGGUUACGUCGUGUACAGUGCCCUCGGUUCCUUUUACAUCCCCAUGUUGGUAAUGCUGUUCUUCUAUUGGAGAAUAUACAACGCCGCUGUGUCGACAACAAAGGCCAUCAAUCAAGGAUUUCGGACAACAAAAGGCUCAAAAAUGUUCGGCUCUCGAUUCGACGAGCAAAGACUGACGUUGAGGAUACACAGAGGACGUGGAAGUCUUCACAACGGUAGCAAUAACGGGAGUCCUAGGAGUCCCGAAUCCGGACGGAGUUCGGUCAGGAAAGAAAAAAUUAAAAUAUCCGUCUCGUAUCCGAGCACCGAAACCCUCAACACGAAAUGUAACACGUUAGAAAGAACGCCGUCGAGGUGUUCGCAAAUGUCGGUACACUAUAGCAACGGUCAAACUCAAACGCAGCUUUGUCCGAGUCCUGCGAGGGCAGCGCAUUUGAAGGUCGGGGGUAUUAACAGGGUGGGAAGCACGAGAAGACCGAGUAGAAGAAGUAGUUGCGAAAGUCAAGUUACCGGGGACGACGCAUCUUUGAGAGAACUCGCUCACGGUGUUGACGACAAACCGUGCAGGGUACCGAAAAUGGGCAAGAGAAAUAUAAAGGCACAGGUGAAGAGAUUCCGGAUGGAAACAAAGGCUGCCAAAACGCUCGGUAUCAUCGUCGGUGGCUUCGUUCUCUGUUGGCUUCCAUUUUUUACAAUGUAUCUCGUGCGAGCCUUCUGCCCGAAUUGCAUACACCCAACGGUAUUCAGCGUUAUAUUUUGGCUCGGGUAUUGCAACUCAGCCAUAAAUCCGUGCAUAUACGCUCUCUUCAGCAAGGACUUCAGAUUCGCAUUCAAAAGGAUCAUAUGCAAAUGCUUCUGCAAACGAAGGGCCAACACCCUGAGACGUGGGAGCGACGGUAGCCAAUUAGCGGCGCGAUGCGAUCGAAGUCCUAGCUAUACCGCGAGGACUCCGCAUCACGGCGUAUCCAUUGAAGAUUCCGAUCCUGAUCCCGGAUCGGAUCAAAACGCUCAUUCCCAAAGUGAUUCCAGAUGACUGUAGCAAGUCAGGGCUGGCGCGCAACGUGUGGCUUUCAAUCUGAGAACUUCCAGAGUAAUAAUCUCGUGAGAUACGUGUGUUCAAAGUCAGAGAAUUUUAAUCGACGCGCGGGGUAAUCAAUAUCAAGGAUAUCAUUAGGCAACUCUUCACGGGGCUAAAGAGAUGUCUCAUGACUCGCUUACACAACGCGGCGUUUUUUUUUUUUUUUU